UAUUACAUUAAUAAGAAAUUUAAGUGCUCUUUAUUGGUAAUGUUAAACUAAAAAAUAAACUGUAAUAAACGAAAGUGCAUUAUUUAUAUUAUAUAGAAUAUAAAUCGGCGUAAACAACGUACAAUAAUUUGUAUAGAUUAUUACAAUUUUUCGUACACUAAUAUUUACCAAAAUUUUAUGGUAUUAUCAUGGACUCCCAAUUUAUACAUAAAUUUAAGCAGUUUGAUGCUUAUGCUAAAACUUUAGAAGACUUUAGAGUGAAAACAGCCACUGGAGCAUUUAUUACUAUAACGGGUGCAGUUAUAAUGGUUCUACUAAUUCUAUCUGAAAUGCAUACAUAUUUAUCACCUAAUAUAUCAGAAGAAUUAUUUGUUGAUACAUCACGUGGACAUAAAUUAAGAAUAAAUUUUGACAUAAUAGUACCAAGGAUUUCCUGUGAUUAUUUGGUAUUAGAUGCUAUGGAUUCUUCUGGUGAACAGCAUCUUCAAAUGGAUCACAAUAUACAUAAGAGACGUUUAGAUCUGAAUGGCACACCUAUAGAAGAACCUAAAAAAGAAGAAUUUCCAGUCUUGUCACCUGUUAAGCAAAAUACUACUAAGACUGCCAAGAUCACAUGUGGAAGUUGCUUUGGUGCAGCUUUCAAUGAAACCCAGUGCUGUAAUACUUGUGAUGAUGUCAAAGAAGCCUAUAGAUUAAGAAGAUGGGCAUUACCUGACUUGUCAACUAUUGAACAAUGUAAAGAUGAUGAAUCAUUAGAUAGAACUAACCUGGCCCUCAAGGAAGGCUGUCAGAUUUAUGGAUACAUGGAAGUGAAUAGGGUUGGUGGAAGUUUCCACAUAGCACCAGGCAAAAGUUUUACCAUAAAUCAUGUACAUGUUCAUGAUGUCCAACCAUUUUCCUCCUCAGUUUUUAACACAACACAUAUAAUAAAGCAUUUAUCAUUUGGAACAGAUAUAGAGAGUGGCAAUACUGCUCCUCUUGAUGGUGUAAUUGGACAAGCCAAUGAAGGUGCUGUUAUGUUUCAGUAUUACUUAAAAAUAGUUCCAACCGUGUAUGUUAGAUUAGAUAAUACUGUAUUACACACUAACCAGUUCUCUGUAACGAGACAUCAAAAAUCUGUUUCCAAUGUUAAUACAGAAUCUGGAAUGCCAGGGGCAUUCUUUAGUUAUGAACUGUCACCUCUAAUGGUGAAAUAUACUGAAAAAGGAAGGUCAAUUGGUCACUUUGCUACAAACAUUUGUGCAAUAGUUGGAGGUGUUUUCACUGUUGCCGGUAUAUUUGACACACUAUUGUAUCACUCUCUUAAUGCAUUUCAUAACAAAAUUGUAUUGGGCAAAGCAGGCUAAAUGAUAGAUACUAAAUCACAAAGUCUUUAAAAACAAAUUGAAAUCAUCAACAUUACAUUUAGCAUAAUUUUUACAAAAUUCUGAAUCUGUGUUUUCAAUCAAAGCCUUCAGUGGAAUAUAAUUUUCUUUAUUUGCAUUAUACUGAGCUCUACCAAGGGUCUGCAAAAACAUAUGACGUUGUUUCACCUUGAAAUUUCUACAAAGAAGCACAUUAGGAUAAUGCAAUAUUGAGCUAUGGGGUAUCUUAAUGACAUUAUGGAGGUAAUUGAAUCUUUCCAACAAGGAUUUUUGACCUGAAACAAAUAUUUUAGACUUGUUAAAAUUUUUAAUAAAGUUUCUGAUUAUACA
Messenger RNA from Vanessa tameamea, 1694 nucleotides. RefSeq names its product endoplasmic reticulum-Golgi intermediate compartment protein 3. Gene Ontology annotation, biological process: retrograde vesicle-mediated transport, Golgi to endoplasmic reticulum; endoplasmic reticulum to Golgi vesicle-mediated transport. Gene Ontology annotation, cellular component: endoplasmic reticulum; endoplasmic reticulum membrane; COPII-coated ER to Golgi transport vesicle. The record is from RefSeq and is a predicted model, not a curated record. Lineage: Eukaryota; Metazoa; Arthropoda; Insecta; Lepidoptera; Nymphalidae. The transcript has 8 exons. Bases 189 to 1346 code for a protein of 385 amino acids.